AUGGAGGGUUUCACACUCAACUGCACCUCCAGCAACGGCACCCACAAGCCCUUCCUGCGCAAUGUCGAAUUCAUGAGCAUUUCCUUAUUGUCGGGUCGUGCCCGCAUCGCCAACACUGUGUCGACCCAAUGCUACAAUGCCACGAACGGCAACGUGACGUACGAUGACUGGCAGAUGAACCUUACGGCGACACCGUUCCGGUUCUCCAGCGGCCUCAACAAGUUUAUGACCGUCGGCUGCAUGACGCUGGCCUACCUCAUAGAGAGCGACACAGCGAAUAGCAGCUAUUGGUCCGGGUGUGUAUCGAUGUGCAGGAGCGCGGACAACUUGAGCAACGGCUCGUGCAGGGGCAUCGGAUGCUGCCACACCGCCAUCCCGAAGGGGAUAUGGUACUACCAAGUGCAUUUUGCCGAAAACUUCAACAGCUCAGAGACGUACAAUUUCAGCCGGUGCGGCUACGCUGCACUGGUGGAGGAACGCGCCUUCAAGUUCCGCACCUCCUACGUCACGACCGAUGAGCUGUACAGAAGAAGGCUGCCGUUGGUGAUCAAUUGGGCCGUAAGAAACAAGACGUGCCGGGAAGCCCGGCAGAACAUGACUUCCUACGCAUGCGCUAGCGAGCACAGCACGUGUGUAGACUCCGCGAAUGGGUCCCACUAUCGCUGUAACUGCUCCGAGGGCUAUCAAGGCAAUCCUUAUCUAUCCCACGGGUGCCAAGAAAUUGACGAGUGUGCAAACAAGAAUGCAUAUCCAUGCUCUGGGGUUUGUCACAAUACGCAAGGUGGAUACUGGUGCUCAUGCCCACUUUAUCAUGUUGCUGCUCUUAAACUUGUUAGCAUUUGCAUCAGCCUCGUCAUUAUUCUAGUUAUCAUAUUUUGUAUUCAUAUUAUGUGUGAAAGACGAAAGCUUAUAAAAGUUAAAGAGAUGAACUUCCGACAACACGGAGGCUGGCUACUAUUGGAAGAAAUCAGAAAACGGCAAGGCCUUGCAUUUAAGAUGUUUACAAAAGAAGAGCUCGAACAAGCGACGAAUAAGUUUCACAAGAACAACAUCCUAGGGCACGGAGCCUACGGUACAGUAUAUAAGGGAAUUCUCAAAGACAAUCGCGUCGUAGCGAUAAAGAGAGCCAAAAUUAUUAAUGAGAGACAAAAGAAAGAAUUUGGAAAAGAGAUGCUUAUUCUUUCCCAGAUCAACCAUAGAAACAUAGUUAAGCUCCUCGGAUGUUGUUUAGAGGUGGAAGUUCCAAUGUUGGUGUAUGAAUAUAUUUCCAACGGGACUCUAUUCCAGUUGAUUCAUGGCAACAGCCGUAGAAUCUAUAUAUCAUUGGAGACUCGUUUGAAAAUAGCUCUCGAGUCUGCUGAAGCACUUGCAUACUUGCAUUCGUCGGCAUCCCCUCCGAUAAUUCAUGGAGAUGUUAAGUCCGCAAACAUCCUUUUGGAUGAUAAUUUAAUGGCAAAGGUCUCCGAUUUCGGAGCUUCUAUCCUCGCUCCUAAGGAUGAAAAACAGUUCGUCACAUUGGUGCAGGGAACUUGUGGUUAUUUAGACCCAGAAUACCUACAAACAUGCCAAUUGAUUGAUAAAAGCGAUGUUUAUAGUUUUGGAGUGGUUCUUUUGGAGCUCCUCACUGGUAGGAAAGCACUUUAUUUUGAAGGAACUGAAAUAGAGGCGAGCCUUUCAUCAACCUUCCUAUCUGCUAUGAAGGAGGGUCGCUUCAGCAAACUUCUUGAUGAUCAGAUUAAGUAUGAUGAAGAGGUGGAAAGGAUUAAUGAAAUUGCUGCACUAGCAAAAGCUUGCUUAAAUGUCAAGGGGGAAGACAGGCCCUCAAUGAAGGAAGUAGCGAAGGAGCUUGACAGACUCAAAAAAAUAAAGCAACAUCCCCGGGAACAACAAAACGAUGCAGAGAUUGAGAGUUUGCUUAACAAUCCCUCAAUCUACCGUGAGGAAGAAAACUCCGGCUUUUACAGUUUAGAGAGGAAUGCUAUGCUCAGCAUAGAACCUGGACGUUGA
Messenger RNA from Ananas comosus (pineapple), 2007 nucleotides. Its product is annotated as putative wall-associated receptor kinase-like 16. The record is from RefSeq and is a predicted model, not a curated record. The transcript has 4 exons. The coding region runs from base 1 to 2007 and encodes 668 amino acids. Gene Ontology annotation, biological process: cell surface receptor signaling pathway; protein phosphorylation. Gene Ontology annotation, molecular function: calcium ion binding; protein serine/threonine kinase activity; ATP binding. Gene Ontology annotation, cellular component: plasma membrane. NCBI's taxonomy places the organism in Eukaryota, Viridiplantae, Streptophyta, Magnoliopsida, Poales, Bromeliaceae.